Molecule: messenger RNA, 2699 nt
Organism: Oenanthe melanoleuca
Lineage: Eukaryota; Metazoa; Chordata; Aves; Passeriformes; Muscicapidae
Gene: GAS2L2
Product: growth arrest specific 2 like 2
Exons: 6
Coding region: 1-2268 (755 amino acids)
Biological process (GO): regulation of microtubule polymerization or depolymerization; actin crosslink formation; microtubule bundle formation
Cellular component (GO): actin filament; cytoplasm; microtubule plus-end
Molecular function (GO): cytoskeletal adaptor activity; actin filament binding; microtubule binding
Source: RefSeq, a predicted model, not a curated record
AUGUGGGGCACGGCGGGCGCGGGGGCGCGGAGCAUCCGUCCCUACCAGUCCAGCCAGCAGUACCUGUACGCCAUGAAGGAGGACCUGGCAGAGUGGCUGAAGGAGCUCUAUGACCUUGACAUCGAGGUGGGCACCUUCUUGGAGGUGCUGGAGACAGGGGCUGUGCUCUGCUCCCACGCCAACCACGUCACCCAGGUGGCCGAGGAGUUCAGCCGUGCCUGCCCCGAGGUGGCCCAGCGCCUCCACCUGCCCACCAGCGGUGUCACCUGCAACCCCACAGCACAGCCAGGCACCUUCCAGGCCAGGGACAACGUCUCCAACUUCAUCCAGUGGUGCAGGAAGGAAAUGGAUAUCAAAGAUGUCCUGAUGUUCGAGACAGAGGACCUGGUGCUGAGGAAGAACGAGAAGAACUUCGUGCUGUGCCUGCUGGAGCUGGCUCGCCACGCCUCCCGCUUCGGCAUGAGCGCCCCCACCCUGGUGCAGAUGGAGGAGGAGAUCGAGGAGGAGAUCAGGCAGGAGCUGGACCUGCCUCCCACGGACACCGCCCUGCCCCGGCCCCCCAGGGCACCACGGGACCUCAACAACCUCGACCAGAUGGUCCAGCACCUGGUGAGCCGCUGUUCCUGCCCGGUCCAGUUCCCCAUGAUCAAGAUCUCGGAAGGGAAAUACCGUGUGGGGGACUCUGACACCCUCAUCUUUGUCCGGAUCCUGCGGGAGCACGUCAUGGUGCGUGUCGGGGGCGGCUGGGACACGCUGGAGCACUACCUGGACAAGCACGACCCGUGUCGCUGCACCUCGCUCUCUCACAAACAAGCCUGCAAAGCCCGCAGCCCGCAGCAGCAAGUGCAGCACGAGGUGCGGCUGUGCCCGGCCCCGGGAGCGGCCGCCCGCAGCCCCCAGCCCGCGCUGCUGGUCAGCCGCUCCCAGAGCCCCCUGCCCCCCGUCACCUGGGGGGGCCGUGUCCCCCCCGGGCCCCGGCGCCCUGCCACCCCCUCGGGUCGCCAGCAGAGUGCCAGCCCCCACCGGGAGCCAGCGCAGCCCCGGCGGGUCCCUUCGGGCAGGAUGCGGGACCCACCCGCUGUCCCUCUGGGGAGGCAGCUGCCACCAUCCCGCUCACCUGCUCGACCCAGCUCGCCCGGGCACGGGGCGAGGGGCCGGGCACCCACCCCGUCCUGCCUGAGCCUCCCGAACGGCGCGGGGGUCCCCAGGGCACCGCAAGGGACCAGCCCAGGGAAAACCACCCCAGCGGCACCGGCACGGGGCAGGCCCGCAGCACCCAGCCCACGGACGGUGCCAGCGCCUCCGAGAAGCACCCAGCAAGGAGGAAAAUCAUCUGUGGUGGCUGCCAGGCCGCAGGAAACACGGGCACCCACCAUAGUCACACCCCGAGCUCCCAGUCCCCAAAAGAUCCGUGCCCCCAGUCCCCUGAAGGUUCGUGCCCCCUCCUCCCACCGGGAUGCCCCGGGGGACUCACGGAGCGUGAAAAGCCCACGGGAAGGGAGACAGGGAACUCUUGGCCGGGGCCCACAGCCCUCACCCCGAAAUUCCUCCAGCCAACCCCCCAUCAAAGUCAGCCCGGGCACAUCCCGGCCCCCCACCCCUCUGGGCCGCUCUGCAGAGGGGUGCAAGGUCUGUGCCGCUGGGGACAGUCCCCGGGGGACGCGCCAGUGCCACCCAGCCCCGAACCCACGGGCUGGCCGUGCUGAAGGACCUCGGGUGGCGGAGGAUGGAGCCGGGGGAGCCUGCGGUCCUGGCAGGGGGGCCGCGGGGCUCCGGGGGUGCUGCGGGAACGCGCAGCCCCCCGGCUACGAGCGGGUGGUGCAGGAGCUCUGCCGGGGCCCGCAGCCGCUGCGCCCCGUGGGGAUGCGGAGCCAGCUCCCCAAAACACCCGCAGCAGCUGCCCCGCAGCUCCCGGCCCCGGGGGAGGCAGAGCGGCCGGGACCGGGGCCCCAGACCCCGCGGGGAGCCCGGGCCAGCCCCGCCGCCAAGCCCCGGCGCUGCCUGAAGAAGCCCGAGCGUGUGCCCUCCAUCUACAAGCUGAAGCUGCGGCCCAAGGUGCGGCCCCGGCGGGACCACAGGCCGGGCAAGCGCCCCUCGCGCAUCCCCACCCCGCUGGGGCAUCGCCCCCCGGCCCCCCGGGGCCAGCGCCGCCCCCCGGCGCCCCCCCGAGCCCCCCAGACCCGCAGCACACGCCCCACGGCCGAGCCCGCCCUGGGGGACAGCGGCACCUGGCUGACCGACGAUGAUGAGGAGGAGUCGUGGGUCUGAGCCCACCCCGAGAGCCGGUGAGGACUGAUGGACAGACGGACGGACAGACGGACCCCUCCCUCGGAAGGUGGGAGCGGUGCUGAGGCUGAGGCUGGAGCUGCAGUGCCCGCGGAUCCCAGACAGCCCGGGGGGUUCCACCUCACUUUCCAGAGCUGCACCCCCUCCUUCCCAAUGGAUUUUUUCUGUAUUGGUAAUCCUGCUAAGCAGGCACUUUUGUACUGGUUUGGGUGGGAAAACCCAGCCCCAAACUGAAGGAAUGGGAUGCUUUCUGCAGGAGGAGAGGUUUAGCCCCCCCUGAAGCACCCUUGACAUCCAUAAAAACCUUCUUGUACCUCAGUGCUCCCCGUUCUGCACCAUGGGACCUGUGAGCCUCGUGUCUGACAGCUCCAAGAGCCUGCAUGAGUGCCUGGGUCACUCAGGUCGGGGGGGCA